ACGACUCGUGUUCUUUUGCAGUCUGCACCUCUAGCUAAGAUGGCGGCAUCGCUGGGAAGGGUUUGCGGUUCGGGUCUUUUAAAAGCCAGUAAUGGUGCUCUAUUUAAUCAAGUCAGCACCUUCUCGACCGCCCGAGACUGGGCAAAGGGACGAAAAACGCUGCUAGCAUGCCUUGGCGUUGCGACAGGCGGUGCUGGAGCUUUGGUAUAUGCCUUGGAAAGUUCCGUGAAAGCUGAGGGCGUUGAAUUACACGCUCCAAAUUAUGCCUGGGACUUUUAUGGGCAUUUCAGUUCCUUCGAUCAUGCCAGCUUGAGAAGAGGUUGGGAAGUAUAUAAGAACGUCUGCUCCUCGUGCCACAGUCUCAAGUACGUCGCAUUCCGUGAGCUCAUUGGCGUUACUCACACGGAAGCGGAAGUUAAGGAAAUGGCUGCAGAAUAUGAGAUCAAGGAUGGUCCAAAUGACCAGGGAGAAUAUUACAUGAGGCCAGGAAAACCCUCGGAUUACGUCCCUUCGCCGUAUCCCAAUGAGGAGGCUGCUCGAGCAGCUAACAAUGGUGCUUAUCCACCAGACUUGACGUAUAUAGUAAACGCUAGACACAACGGAGAGAAUUACAUCUUUUCUCUCUUGACUGGCUACUGUGACCCACCUGCUGGCGUCGUUCUAAUGGACGGCCAGUAUUACAACCCUUAUUUCCCUGGUGGAGCUAUCGGUAUGGCACAGGUAAUCUAUGACGAGGUACUUGACUUUGAAGACGGAACUCCAGCAACUGCAUCGCAGGUAGCCAAAGAUGUAGUCAGCUUCCUUACUUGGGCAUCGAACCCAGAGUUUGAUACCAGAAAGCGAUGGUUUAUCAAGGCCGUGGGAAUCUUCACGUUAUUGCUUACGGUUACUUAUUACAUGAAGAGACACAGGUGGUCAACCAUCAAGAGUCGUAAGAUCGUUUUUGCGCCGAAAAAGUAGUAAAAGUUUGCAGAUAUAAUAACACGAGUUAAAAUAAUUAGCCAAGAAAAAUUAUCUGAUCCCUCAUGAUAAAGGAGAAGUAGUUUUUUAUUUAAAACCGCAAGGAACAGAGACAGUUUUCGAUGUUAAACAGUCAAGAAAAGCAAAGAAAAAAAAGAAAAAUAAUAGUAAGAACUUACGUUGAAUAAAUCGUGACCACAUGCAUGCGAACGUUGGAAGAACUGGCAGACAAAUAUAUGUUUGUAUAUUCAACAUCAAAUAAUAUUAAUAAUAUAUUAAUAUCUGUACAAUGUACAUAGCGACAAUUACCUAUUUACCCAUUGACCUAGGAUUGGGUAAUUUGUCAAAAUAAAAACAAAGAAAUACAAUACUCUCCGCAAAUCAACAAAUGUCUCUAUAACAAACAAUAUUGCCUCUGCCAUUAAUGUGUGCGCAUUGUAAUUAUCAUACAUACAUACAUGUACGUAAUGACUUUGUAGAUCAAAACGCCAUUGUACAUCGUGAGUUGACUCUCACUGUAAACAUUGAACAAUAAUAAUUAUUCGUUUAAUGUUUGAA
Messenger RNA from Neodiprion fabricii, 1518 nucleotides. RefSeq names its product cytochrome c1, heme protein, mitochondrial-like (gene Cyt-c1). The record is from RefSeq and is a predicted model, not a curated record. Lineage: Eukaryota; Metazoa; Arthropoda; Insecta; Hymenoptera; Diprionidae. The coding region runs from base 40 to 960 and encodes 306 amino acids. Gene Ontology annotation, biological process: mitochondrial electron transport, ubiquinol to cytochrome c. The transcript is spliced from 8 exons. Gene Ontology annotation, molecular function: heme binding; electron transfer activity.